ACGCCCUUCGGCCUCCUCAGAGUAUUCAGCGUUGUGAUCCCUUUCCUCUAUGUCGGGACUCAGAUCAGUAAGAACUUCGCAGCCCUGCUUGAAGAACAUGAUAUCUUUGUCCCAGAGGAUGACGAUGACGACGAUUAAAGGAACUGUAAUGGAAGAACAGAAGGGAGAAAACCAUUGACAAAGCAAUGGUUCCAACAUCUGUUGCCUGUGUUUUGUCCUUCCUAACUGGGAUGGGGGGCUCUGCAUCCCCUGUGCCAGCGAGUGUCCUGCGCGUGUCUGUAUGACGGAAAUCUGUAGAUCAGGGUUGAAGGAAGUGCUUGAUAGGCCCUGCAUCCUUGCGCACACACGCUCACCUCAUCAAAGACUGCUUGGGACUCCUUUUAUUAGCAAUAUGGGAAACAAUUAAAGAUCAAGAGAUUGAGAU
Messenger RNA from Fulmarus glacialis (Northern fulmar), 424 nucleotides. It is a transcript of the gene SMDT1, whose product is annotated as single-pass membrane protein with aspartate-rich tail 1. Gene Ontology annotation, cellular component: mitochondrial inner membrane; uniplex complex. NCBI's taxonomy places the organism in Eukaryota, Metazoa, Chordata, Aves, Procellariiformes, Procellariidae. The annotation marks the transcript as partial. Gene Ontology annotation, biological process: mitochondrial calcium ion homeostasis; calcium import into the mitochondrion. The transcript is spliced from 2 exons. The record is from RefSeq and is a predicted model, not a curated record.